AUCAUUCUCGACUUAGCAUUCCGAGUACUAAGUAUUACAAGAAAACAAACAAAGCAAAAUGUUUGCGAAAAUUGCCUUGUUCACCGUAUUUUUGGCGGGAGUCAGUUCCAUGUCCAUACCAUAUGGAAGACCAGCGUUUUACCUCGACGAUGUAAAUUAUGUUAACGAUGACGGUGAAGAUGUAUAUUUUAAACAUCCUCAAGAAUCAGUCUACCCCAUUUACCACAAUUCAAGAGUUCGCCGUCAGGUCCACGGUGUUAUCAACACAAACCCUGAUGGUACCACAAAUUUUAUGGGAAAAUUGCCCUUAGCUGGUAAUGAUCAGAAUGUCUUAAGUGCUAUCGGUGGUAUUGGAGGUGCGAAGAAUGGUGGUGGCUAUGGUUCUGCGUCUGCUGGCUUGGCUUUAGACAAUGUAAAUGGCCACGGAUUGAGUCUCACCGGCAAGCACAUUCCGUCCAUCGGUGACCAGCUCACAGCUGCUGGAAAGGCGAACCUGUUCCACAACGACCACCACGAUCUGAGCGCCAACGCUUUCGCCACUAAGACUAUGCCCAGCAAUCCCGUCAUCCCCAAUUUCAACACUUAUGGCGGUGGUCUGGACUACAUGUACAACAACAAAAUUGGUGCAUCCCUUGGCGCGGCACACACGGAUCUCUUCAAGCGUACCGAUUACUCAGCUAUGGGCAAGCUGAACCUCUUCCACAACCCAACGUCCUCCUUGGACUUGAACGCUGGAUUCAGUAAAUCCAUUUCACCAUAUAUGCCGAGCCAGUCUUGGCAACCAUCAGCCGGAUUAACCUUCAGCAAAUAUUUCUAGAUCAAUCAAACCAAAUGUUUGUCUACAUUAUCCUUUAAACUUAAAUAAUGAAUUGAUGAUUAUGUUCUGAUAAGUAUUUAAUAAUUGUGUUUACAAUUAUCAAGUAUUAUGUACCUGAUUCCAUAGAAGCAUUUGUCUUGAUACCUUCUCAGUCAAUACUUUAAAAACUGUUAUUUAUACAUCUAAGGCCAUUAUUGUUAGAAUUAAGUUAAUGCCAAAUAAAAUUUUAAUUAAACUGCUCCAAAAAACAA
Messenger RNA from Bicyclus anynana (squinting bush brown), 1068 nucleotides. Its product is annotated as defense protein 3-like. Gene Ontology annotation, cellular component: extracellular region. Gene Ontology annotation, biological process: defense response to bacterium. The record is from RefSeq and is a predicted model, not a curated record. NCBI's taxonomy places the organism in Eukaryota, Metazoa, Arthropoda, Insecta, Lepidoptera, Nymphalidae. The transcript is spliced from 3 exons. The coding region runs from base 59 to 817 and encodes 252 amino acids.